Suillus discolor is the source of this 2076-nucleotide messenger RNA. RefSeq lists its product as uncharacterized. The transcript has 2 exons. The annotation marks the transcript as partial. Lineage: Eukaryota; Fungi; Basidiomycota; Agaricomycetes; Boletales; Suillaceae. The record is from RefSeq and is a predicted model, not a curated record.
CCCUCACGCAUCCCUCGUCCUCCGGCUCGCCCAUCUCCUUUGCCGUCCCCGCCGUCGCUCGAGAUCGCAGCCGUCCUCGCUCAAGCAGGCCCGUUCGACGAUCUCAAGUCACUCGUCCCAUCGGUCUCGUUCACAGGGAGCUCAGAAGAUCAUGAAAGUGAUUGGGAGGACGUGCCGCCUUUCCCAAAGGAUCACCAGCCACCUAUAUUCAUUAUCCAAGGUCACCGCGCUCAAGUACCAUUCGCUGUUCGUCCAGGUGUCAUCGCUCUCGGAGACAUACAUCCAGACGAACGCACCGCUCGUAUCAUUCUCUCUGCACCAACAAUCCCGCGCAUGAACUUGGUCAUGAAGGAACAGCUCUUCAUGAACACUUGGGUUGAUAGGCUAACUCCUCAGCGUCCCCCCAGGCACGUACCCUGGACUAGUGAUAAUUUGGUUCCUAGGCGUGACUGGAUUUCUGAGGGUUCCAUCUUUCCGGCUGAAACCAUCAAGUUGCAAAAUGGGAAGAUACGACAAGCACGGAUGGAUCAACAGAGCCCGAAUGGAUCUUCCAAAGAAACGUUCCCUCAUUCUACGCCCUGCAUUCCAGGCGUCCGAAGCCACAGGGAGACUGCUGUUAUUUCAAAGGAAUGUUCCGGGCAUCAGGUCGGAUGUAAUCGAUGGUCCGUUCACGUUCCAAUGACUGCUAUCAAGCAAAAUACAGUUUCAUCUGGACCAGGACCCAUUACACCCAUUCGCGGACGAAUGGGGACACGGGCACAUUUCUCGGCCAGUCCCGUUCUUGAAUCUUGCUCUGAUAAGACAAUAAAGCAACUGGCAUCAACAUGCCGCAAGUCAUCUCGCACGUUGCCACAACUCGGUUCUAUUGAUUCCCUGGCUAUUCGAAGAGGCAAGAAGGUCUCAGGUUUGCAACUCAAGGAAAUGGACGAUAUGGACUAUCCGGAUAUCCCUACGGCCUUCCGCGGAUCUCCAACCGUCUGGUCACCGAAAUUUGAUCCUGGAGUUCCCAGUCCCGAUGGAAAAAAUUUCACCGACCACAGUAGUAUGCUAUCAAGUCUCAGAUCGCAAUACGCCGCACUUAAUACGAGUGGGAUUUCCAUACCUGCGAUGCACAACAACAAGGGAUGUCAAGAUACAUUUGUUGACUCGGACACGGACUCUGUAUCAUUAAUGCCAUCAUCCUCCCGUGACGAUGAAUGGGCCUUUGAGAAUGACCUCGAUCUUGAUCUUCAGAGCGCCCUUGACAACGUGUCUCGUUGUCCGACACCUUCAUUUACGCCCAAGAUCGUGCCAGAUAUGGCAAGGGAGUCUUUGAACAUCACUCCGGAUCGUUGUUCCGCCCGCUCCAGCCUGACUCGUUCUUUCUCACCUCCUUGUCGGCAGUCAGUAGUCCCUGCAGUCAAGGUUUCUCUAGCGCCCCUGACUGAUCCACCACGCGUCCCUCUUCCCCCUCCUCCUGUUUUAAUUACUCCUUCUACCCCUCCACGGGUGAGAGGAAUUUUAAAGAAGGUCAAGAGCGUUCGCUUCGAGGAUGUCAGAUGCAGUCAAGAUGUGGGCCUAUUCGCCGUGCCAGUACCGGAGUCAACAGUAGCAAAACGACCUUCUCCUCUACGGAACAGCUUCGUGAGCCCUAUCGAUAGCGCCACGUCGGCAGACGCAAAGGAGCCUGUGAAUAUUGAACCUGCGACAGGUCCUCUUCAAGUUGUGCCGCUGCCCAAGGCAAUUCAGGAACCUGUCAUCAAGAAGAAGUCGCACACAACGAAGUCCAAGCUCGUUCCUAAGGGUACCAUACUCAGCUCUUAUCGCACGUCUGAGGUACCCAUUCUGAAAUUCGUCGACACCAACGCCUGCCAGCAGGUCCCGCCUGUACCCGAGCUCAACGGGUCGGCGACCUCUACUCCUGGCCGUCAUAAUCGUGUCGCCAGUGGAGAGAAGGAAAACGCGCAAACUGCCUAUGCUCGUGCUCGCAAGCGAUGGUCGACGAUGAACGAGAACGAUCUCAGGAUGGGAGUCGAGGGUGUUGCACCCAAGAGCCGUCUUACUACGCCUCUGAGGAACAUUUUCAAGUUCAAAUAA